CUCCAUAUAAGCAAAUGUCUGUUCAGUUGUUGUGGCAUUCUCAUCCUUACUCAAACUUGUUUGUAACAUACAAAAAUGGCAUUCUUCUUGAGAAGAACACCAAACCAAAUUAAUCCCUUUUUAUUUAAUAAAUUUAUCAUUAAUUCUACAAAUAAUUGUAAUUUAUUUGGAAUUUCCAAUAAAUUAUUCUCUUUUUUGGGGCGUUAUGAGUCUACAAAGGCAGCUCAACUUGAUCAUCAAUUUUAUUCAUCUGAAGAUGAUGAUCUUUAUUAUCCUUCCUCCCACUCACAGUUGCAGGGCAUGGACGUUCCAGGAGGAAAGGUUACGUUUACUUCAGAAAUGACUUUCAUUCGAGAAUCUGGGAAGACCAGAGUUCCUUGCUAUCGUCUCCUUAGCGAUAACGGAGAACCAAUUUCAACACAAAAUCAUCAACUUGUGAGCAAAGAGUUGGCAACAAGUAUGUAUAGUAACAUGAUUAAACUUCAAGUAAUGGACACUUUUCUAUAUGAAGCUCAAAGACAAGGAAGAAUUUCAUUUUAUCUUACUUCUAAUGGUGAAGAAGCUAUCAAUAUUGCUUCCGCUGCGGCCCUUUCUUUAGAGGACAUUGUUUUUGCUCAGUAUCGGGAACCUGGAAUAUUAUUAUGGCGAGGUUUCUCCUUGCAAGAAUUUACAAACCAGUGUUUUGGAAAUAACGGUGAUUAUGGAAAAGGCCGUCAAAUGCCAAUACAUUAUGGGUCUAAUAAACUCAAUUACUUUACAAUAUCAUCUCCUAUAGCUACACAGCUACCUCAAGCAACAGGAGCUGCUUAUUCUCUAAAAAUGGAUAACAAAGAUGCUUGUGUUGUGGCCUACAUGGGAGAUGGUUGCACUAGUGAGGGAGAUUUUCACGCGGCUAUGAAUUUUGCAGCAGUAAUGGAAGUUCCGGUAGUUUUCAUAUGUCGCAAUAAUGGAUAUGCAAUUAGUACUCCUAUCACUGACCAAUUUCGAAGUGAUGGAGUUGUUGUUAAAGGACAAGGUUAUGGAAUACGUAGCAUUCGAGUUGAUGGAAAUGAUUCUCUUGCUAUUUUUAACGUCGUCCGUGCUGCUCGUCAUAUCGCUAUUUCCGAACAAAGACCUAUUCUCGUUGAGGCUCUAACUUAUCGAGUAGGCCAUCACUCUACUUCCGAUGAUUCAACCAAAUAUAGACAUGUUGAAGAAAUCCAACACUGGAAAAUGGAGAAAAAUCCCGUCACAAGAUUUAGGAAUUGGAUUGAAAGAAAUGGUUGGUGGAAUGAAGAAGAAGAAUCCCAUGUUCGAAACAAAUUUAAGAAAGAGAUGAUUGAAGCCAUUCAAGUAGCAGAAAAAUUGGAAAAGCAACCACUUUCGGAAAUGUUUAAGGAUGUGUAUGAUAAACCAACAAAAGAUUUGGUUGAACAAGAAAAUUUUCUAAGAGAAACCAUUAAGAAGCACCCUAAAUGUUAUCCUUCUGAUGUUACAAUGUGAAUUUAUAUGUUUAAUUAUUUUUGUUUAAGUGUAUUUAAUUAAUCAGAUGUAUAUGGAGUAUGUGAUAAAUAAAAGGGUUUACUUGUGAUACCCAAUUAUAAGGUAAGAGAAGAAUUGUUGUAUUUUAAUAAUUAAUUAUAAAAGAUAGACUUCCUAUCUUCCAUUGUAUGAUAAAAAGUCAUUGCCAAGAAGAAUUUUACAAGCUUAGAUUAUAAAAACUCUUAAUAAAAACGAAAAUUUAUAUUGUACGACAGCAGAAGUAAUAAUCGAAAAUAAUAAAG
This is a messenger RNA of Amaranthus tricolor (Joseph's coat), 1763 nucleotides long. Its product is annotated as 2-oxoisovalerate dehydrogenase subunit alpha 1, mitochondrial-like. Gene Ontology annotation, biological process: branched-chain amino acid catabolic process. Gene Ontology annotation, molecular function: oxidoreductase activity, acting on the aldehyde or oxo group of donors, disulfide as acceptor. NCBI's taxonomy places the organism in Eukaryota, Viridiplantae, Streptophyta, Magnoliopsida, Caryophyllales, Amaranthaceae. Bases 76 to 1482 code for a protein of 468 amino acids. The record is from RefSeq and is a predicted model, not a curated record. The transcript has 9 exons.